CAUGACGCCGUGAUUGAUAUCCCCCGUGUGAAGCUUUCCCCCUCCCUGGUGAUGCGAUAAUGUCAAUGUCCGCCAAAUUUCUGAGAAGCAGCUUCGUUCCCGCGGUUCGGCGACCUUUUGUUACUUCUAGACCCGUCUCUUCACCGUUCAAUCGCUCCCGCACAAUGGCUACAAAGGAGUUCCUCUGCAUCCUUCCCGACAAGCCCGAUGCGCUUGCCCGGCGCUUGGAGGUUAGACCUACGCAUCUUGAGAAUGCUCAGGGCCACAAGAGCAACGGAAAGAUUGCUGUCGGUGGCGCCAUGUUUGAGAAGGAACACCCUGUCGAAGGCCAGACUCCCGGUUUCAAAGGCAGCGUGAUGAUUUACACCGUCAAGGACGCCGAGGAAGCCUGGGAACUCAUCAGAGGCGACGUCUAUGCUAAGAACGACGUCUGGGACCUCGAGAAGGCUCAGGUCAUCCCGUUCAAGUCAGCUAUUCGCGAGUCCUUGUAAGAUCUUGAUGUCCGAGUAGACGACAGGCUCAUGAGUACCCAAGUUAGAAUCCUAGCAUGAGCACCAAGAGAUGUAGCCCCACCGGGGGUAAACUCUUUUUUUCACUGUGCCGAGAGCAAUCCUCUAGUAGCAUAUUGUGAUCUCAACAGAGAACAGAGCAUUAACAUAGACCACC
Messenger RNA from Colletotrichum scovillei, 666 nucleotides. RefSeq lists its product as uncharacterized. Bases 60 to 491 code for a protein of 143 amino acids. The transcript has 4 exons. The record is from RefSeq and is a predicted model, not a curated record. Lineage: Eukaryota; Fungi; Ascomycota; Sordariomycetes; Glomerellales; Glomerellaceae.